AGUCCGGGGUAAUCGGCUCGAACAAGGGAGGAGCUCCUGGCGAGGGCGGUGGGGGAGGGCUGCUGGCGGGGUCUUCCCCAGGUUUCGGCCCUCGCGGUCGCCAUGGCAACCGUGCGGGAGCUGCAGAGUGAGGGCUACAGGGAAGCCGGGCAGAUGUGCGCAUGCGCCAUCAGGGCUGGGGGGUUCCCCUUUAGCACCGCGGGGGUGACGAGGACAAAGGGACCGGCGCGCUGCUGUAGAGAAGAGCCGGGUCAGCCCUGCACGGUUUGCCACACCUGUUAUACCAACACCUAGUGGAGGCAGGAGAAUUAGGAGUUCAAGGCCAACGUGGGCUCCGUGAGCCCUUGUGAAAAAAAUAAAAAAUAGAUCACGCGGCAUAAAGCCUGCAGCCAUAAUUUGGCUCCCCCUACUCCUCAUUUCCCCCUCCCCCUGCAACUCUCCAUCCUCAACCAUCUCCCCAGUCUCUCCCCUUUCCCACUUCUCUUCCCCGGGUCUCGAGCCUCUCCCAAAUCCUGGUGCCAUAAUUCCAGCCCAGAGUGUAUGGGCAAAGACGUGGCGCCCUCGCGUAGCUCUGCGCUGUUCAACCCGGUGUCUGGCCCCGGGGCUGCGCCUUUGGUGUCCUCCAGGACCCAGGGCCCACCCAGUGCCUCUCUGUCCGCAUCACUCAGAGGUGCGUGGCAGUGUCCAGAGGGACAGUCUCCUGUCGUAACCGCAGUGCCACUCUCUUUAGGGUGCAGACGCCUUCCUUGCGCCUUUGUCCUUAGUACAAAGCUUUCGUCCAUCCUUUGUAGAGAGAGCGUGUGACACACGAGGCUAUGGGAACAAUGAGUCGCAAGAAAGGUCAGGUCUCAGCGGUCACCCUGAACACACACUGUAUUCGGUCCCCAGCGGCGGGGCAGCCCCACUGAAGUUACUGAAGUUUUGGGGAUGCCCUGCAGAAGUCAUUAAGGACUUCUGUGCUGGGUCCAAAGGUCCUUCUGAAGUAUCUGUGCACAGCCCCCCUUCUCUGGCACCUUUAUUUGAGGUGGACUCGCCCUAAUUGCAGCUUUCUUCCGGCUCCCUAAGAGUCUUUAGGCUCCUCUUUCUCCUUGGGAAGGAGAUGAAUGUAUCAAGAAUGGAGGGAGUCGGUGACCUGAAACCCGGGCGAGGUGGCCAGUAGGGACGCCUGUCGGGGAUCACCUUCAGGUUGUGAAUGAGAGGUGAGAGUAGUUGGCACACGGCAGAGCUGGUCAAAGAGUCCAGAUGCUCCCGAAGCUGGCCCGGUUCUGAGGGACGCUGGGUUUGGUCAGGGGUCACCCAGAGGGUCUGUGAAAGACUAUGGGGCUGGGAAAAGUCCAGUUGGUCUCCUCGCUUGCAAGGAGAGACAGGAGAGACGUGCGGGACAGGAAUGUGACCUGUCACCAGGCUGUCAAGGUGUUUCAUGAGGCAGGGAUUGUAGUGAGUCUAAGAAUCGCGGGUCGAGGACUCCACUCAGGGCGAUAUAAGGUUCAGGGUUCCCCACAACGAAGGGAAUCCUUUGUCGUCCCUCCCUCGAGCUCUGUUCUGCAGACCCAGAAGUCCUCCUUUCUGUCUUGUUUCUCACCGCCCGCCCGCGGCUCCGCGGUGGGAGGGGCGCUCGCAACCCGCGCCGGUCGCGGGUGCAUCCCAGCCCCGCCCGUCCGAGGAAUCCCCGGCCACCGCGGGAGCGCGGCGCUGCUCACGAAGUGCUGCGGGGCUGGGGGACUGGCGAGGGGGGACGGCUAUUUUUAGAACAUAUGGAAGAAAAAAUACAAAAACAAAAAUAACAACAACAAAAAUGAUGGAAACUCUUAAAGGCCUCCAGACUCCCAGGAGGAAAUCCCCCUGUCUCAGACCGUGGCAGAAGGACCUUCCAGCCUGGGCCGCGUCAUCAGCUGCUGGAGUCUCCCGGCGUCUCUCCCUCUCGACCCUUCCCUGCCCCAGGCUCAGCUUCUCGCUGGAGUGCAUUUCCCUGUGGGAGGCGACAGCUGCUGCACCUGACUGGGUUGAAGGACAAGGAUCCCUGGUCUUUGUCGCAGCCUCAGUUUCCCCGUCUGAAAACUGCGCGCGUAAAGCCAGCGGACACCAAGGAUCGCCCCAGCCCUUGGCGUGUCCUCGGUCACUGUCCUCGGCCUCGGCGGGGAGCGCGCUGGGUGCCGCCGCGGAGGGGACACCUGACCGUCCCCAGCGGGCCGCGCGGGUGGGGGGUCCGCGCUGCAGCGGCGCGCGCACCUCUGUUCCCACGCCCUUGCCCGUCUGCUUACUCACUUGGUUUUGCUCUCGGGCCGGGACGCAGGGACUCCAGCAGCUGCGGCUGGAGACUACUGGUGUGGAGAAGAGCCAAGGGCAGGGCCAUCCCACGUCUGAGGGCAACUUCAAGACACGGAAGAGCAGCGGCCUCAGGUUGGUGGUUUCCAGAGCCCCUUGGACCCCAGGGUCCAUUCAGAAGCUCUGCUGCGGAACCAUGCUGGGCCCCAAAGGGCCUGCUGCACGCCCAGCCCACGGAGGCAGGUGGCCAUGAGUAGCCACAGCCACAAUGGCAGCGUGGGGCAGCCUCUGGGCAGCGGGCCUGGAUUCCUGGGCUGGGAGCCUGUGGACCCUGAGGCAGGCCGCCCCCUGCAGCCCACCCAAGGCCCAGGCCUGCAGAUGGUGGCCAAGGGUCAGCCUGUCAGGCUGUCACCCGGUGGUUCCAGGGGCCACCCCCAGGAGCAGGAGGAGGAAGAGGAAGAGGAGGAGGAGGAGGAGGACAAGACAGGCUCAGGGAAGCCCCCAACAGUCAGCCACCGCCUGGGACACCGCAGGGCCCUCUUUGAAAAGCGUAAACGGCUCAGUGACUAUGCGCUCAUCUUUGGCAUGUUUGGGAUUGUCGUCAUGGUGACAGAAACAGAGCUGUCCUGGGGUGUAUACACCAAGGAGUCACUCUGCUCUUUUGCUCUGAAAUGCCUCAUCAGCCUGUCCACUGUCAUCUUGCUUGGCCUUGUCAUCCUGUACCACGCCCGAGAGAUCCAGCUGUUCUUGGUGGACAAUGGUGCCGACGACUGGCGUAUCGCCAUGACGUGGGAGCGCGUGUCCCUGAUCUCGCUGGAGUUGGUCGUGUGUGCCAUCCACCCGGUGCCCGGCCACUAUCGCUUCACGUGGACGGCACGACUGGCCUUCUCUCUGGUGCCGUCGGCAGCCGAGGCAGACCUGGAUGUGCUGCUGUCCAUCCCCAUGUUCCUGCGCCUCUACCUGCUGGCUCGGGUCAUGCUCCUGCACAGCCGCAUCUUCACCGAUGCAUCCAGCCGCAGCAUCGGGGCCCUUAACCGCGUCACCUUCAACACACGCUUCGUCACCAAGACGCUCAUGACCAUCUGCCCCGGCACUGUGUUGUUGGUCUUCAGCGUCUCCUCCUGGAUCGUUGCUGCGUGGACAGUGCGCGUGUGUGAGAGGUACCACGAUAAGCAGGAAGUGACCAGCAACUUCCUGGGAGCCAUGUGGCUCAUCUCCAUCACCUUCUUGUCCAUUGGCUAUGGAGACAUGGUGCCGCAUACCUACUGUGGGAAGGGUGUGUGUCUGCUCACUGGCAUCAUGGGAGCAGGCUGCACUGCACUCGUGGUGGCCGUCGUGGCUCGGAAGUUGGAACUCACCAAGGCUGAGAAACACGUGCACAACUUCAUGAUGGACACACAGCUCACCAAGCGGGUCAAAAAUGCUGCUGCAAACGUUCUCAGGGAGACAUGGCUCAUCUACAAACACACCAGGCUGGUGAAGAAGCCAGACCAAGGCCGGGUUCGGAAACACCAGCGUAAGUUCCUUCAGGCCAUCCAUCAGGCUCAGAAGCUCCGAAGUGUGAAGAUUGAACAAGGGAAGGUGAACGAUCAGGCCAACACGCUGGCUGAGCUGGCCAAGGCACAGAGCAUCGCAUAUGAGGUGGUGUCAGAGCUGCAGGCCCAGCAGGAGGAGUUGGAGGCACGCCUAGCCGCCUUGGAGAGCCGACUGGAUGUCCUGGGUGCCUCCCUGCAGGCUCUACCAGGCCUUAUAGCCCAAGCCAUAUGCCCUCUACCACCACCCUGGCCUGGGCCUGGUCACCUGGCCACAGCCACCCAGAGCCCACAAAGCCACUGGCUGCCCACCAUGGGAUCAGACUGUGGGUGAUGGCUGCUGACCGCUAGACUGCUCCAUCUCAGCCAUCGUGUGGCCACAGCUAGCUCCUUGCCGUUUUGGACCUCCGGACUACUGCAUUUAGAAGCUUGGGUGAACUGAGCCGACUGGACUGGCACUCAUCCUUCUGAGGCUGGGCCACAGGAUCCAGGUCCCCUUAGCUGUCCCAGGCCCCAGGAGGGCAAGGAGUAGUAGCAGGGGCCUCAACAUUUCUAAGUAAAUCAGGAGCUUCCAGCCCGCUUUCUGUUGACAUGCAGGGGGCUGCAAACAUCUCCCCAGAGGAGGUAGAUGACCCCACCUGGGGAUUCCUUAAUGGACGGGGACAGACGUGGAAAGUCACUGCACAUGCAUUGAGUAUCUACUGUAUACAGGGACUGAAACAAUGGCUUUUCUUCAGGAUCUAUCUAACUGGAGUAAGAUACAAACAAAUGAGAAUUCAGAGAGGUGAGGCCACUUGCCUGUAGCCACACAGCAAUGGUCUGAGGCAAACACACUUGUUAAACAGCAUAAGCGGAUAGAUUCUACUUGGGGAUCCUGAUGUCAAAGUAAGGACACACGGGAGGGUGAGAGGCCAGGGUUACAGACGAGCAGAGUCACCACGGUCACUUCAGACCUUAGGCUUCAGACUUUGGGUACUUGGGGAACACUGAGACACCUCACAGGCAUGGGCGGCUUAUCAAGAGCAGCCUAAGUCACAGUGUCCUCUGAUCAGACUUUCAGCCACCUGUCUUGGGAGAUAGUGGACCUGUGUGGGAACCCAGAGGCCCAGUUUGGAUUCUAUAAGUUUGUGGGGUGGAGCUCUGGGGUGGACCUGGGCAGGCUUUAUUCCCCUGCUGCUGUGGGAAACAGGCCUAACCCAACCCCCACACGGGUCAGACAGUAGGUGCUCAAUAAAUACCCCCUCCUUCCUAAGACUGCCCAUGAGGGCUUGGGAAACAUGGACCCAUCCUGCCCCUUCUGAGCCCAGUAUUAGCUCCUGUCCAUCAGGAAGGGGACUGAGAUCAAAACAGGUCCAGAAGAAAUAAACAAGGCAGGUCAAUGUGACACAUGCCUUUAUUCCUAACACCUAGGAGGCAAAGGCAGGUGGGUUGCAGUGUAUACAGUGUAAGACGUGGGGUGGCACAGAAAUAAACAAGGCUGUAGGUGACUUGG
Mus musculus (house mouse) is the source of this 5289-nucleotide messenger RNA. RefSeq names its product potassium intermediate/small conductance calcium-activated channel, subfamily N, member 1 (gene Kcnn1). Lineage: Eukaryota; Metazoa; Chordata; Mammalia; Rodentia; Muridae. The transcript has 12 exons. The record is from RefSeq and is a predicted model, not a curated record. Bases 2515 to 4131 code for a protein of 538 amino acids. Gene Ontology annotation, biological process: potassium ion transport. Gene Ontology annotation, cellular component: Z disc; membrane. Gene Ontology annotation, molecular function: small conductance calcium-activated potassium channel activity; calcium-activated potassium channel activity; calmodulin binding.